Bradysia coprophila is the source of this 2070-nucleotide messenger RNA. RefSeq names its product UDP-glucosyltransferase 2-like. The record is from RefSeq and is a predicted model, not a curated record. NCBI's taxonomy places the organism in Eukaryota, Metazoa, Arthropoda, Insecta, Diptera, Sciaridae. Gene Ontology annotation, molecular function: UDP-glycosyltransferase activity.
UUGGUAGCUCACAUAAAUGAUUUUCAAUUGGCUAACAAGUCGGAACAAUUUUGAACUUCCUCUUAGUUCGUCUAAAAUUACCGAAAAUGAAGUUGCACGGCUAUUGUAUCGUUAUAUUGUGUUUGAUCCAACUGGACAUUGUGUGGUGUGCUAAAAUAUUGGGAUUUUUCGCGACAGUUAGCCAGUCACAUUUCAUUGUUGAAGAGCCAGUAAUGCGAGAGCUCGCGAAAAGAGGUCACGAUGUUACUGUUGUCACGUCAUACAAACAAUCGGGAGAGCCUCUGAAAAACUACCGAUACAUCGACAUACCGGAUUUUAUCAAUCGACCGGAAAUAGAAUCUUUUCGAACUUCAGCAACCUCUGGUAAUAGUAUUGGACUGGCGCAAAGGUAUACAAUGAUGAAAGAAUUGUCUAGAAUGUCGCUAGACUUAAUGAAUCACGACAAAUUUCUGCCGUUAAAAAACGAGACAUUCGAUUUAUUAGUAUUGGGCUGGUUUAUGAAUGACUAUGCACUUGGACUAUCGGGUCACUUUAAAUGUCCGUCAGUUAUCAUUUCACCGAAUGUCAACUUUUAUACGAUGCGAAAGUUGGCUGGGAAUCCCAGCAGUAUAUCAACUAUUCCAGGAAUAAUGGUAGACUAUGCCACACCAAUGACAUUUUUCCAACGGCUCAAGAAUAUUGGAUAUUACCUGAUCGAAUUUGCAUUUUUGGAAGGAGCAAACCAGGUCUUUGUAGCACCUUUGUAUACGGAAGCCUUUCCUCCAAAUCAAUAUCCCACUUACGACGAGGUACUGAGAAAUGUUUCAUUGAUACUGGUGUCUCAACACUUUAGUGGAAGAACUCCAGAACCUUUACUACCCAAUGUGAUAGAAGUGGAAGGUAUGCAUGUGAAGAAGGAGCCGAGCCCAUUGCCAGAGGAUAUCAAAGCGUUUUUGGAUGGUGCUGCUGAAGGUGUGAUCUUCUUUAGUCUUGGUUCGAAUGCGAGAAGUUCCGAUUUGUCUGAGGAGAGAAUUGCUGUUUUUGUAAACAAAUUCCGCGGUCUGAAACAAAGAGUUCUAUGGAAAUUCGAAACAGACCUGCCAGAUCUACCGGACAAUGUUAAGAUUGGAAAGUGGCUACCGCAAGACGACAUUUUAGCACAUCCAAAUAUUAAACUUUUCAUCUCACAUUGUGGAAAAGGCGGCAUUACCGAAGCCAAGUACCAUGGCGUUCCGAUAUUAGGCAUUCCACUUUUCGCAGACCAAUUUGUCAAUGCUGAACACAUUGCCGAAGAAGGUUGGGCGAAAGUGCUUCCAUUAAACGAUUUGAAUCCGGAAUCAUUUUCAAGUGCUUUGGCCGAGGCUCUAAAUAAUCCGUCGUAUGGAAAUGUUGUAAAGAAAUUAUCGAAUUUAAACCGAGACCGACCUGAACAUCCUCUGGAUAAAGCUGCGUUUUGGAUCGAAUAUGUGAUUCGUCAUAAUGGCGCUAAGCAUAUGCAGAGCCCUGCAGUUCAUUUGAAUGUUCUACAGUUCUAUAUGGUUGAUACAAUUAGUUUUAUACUCGCUGCGCUCUAUGUUACGAUUAAGUUGACUAAAUUUUUAUUCAAAUUGAUUCUAAGGAAAGUGUUUCGAAGGGGACAUGAGAAGAGUAAAAAAGAGUAAAAUUGCUGGUCCUAUGUUUUGAUAAUAAUUCUGUAAAUUUAAGUAAUUAAGAAAUGCUGACACAAUUCUUGCAAAUCAUUGCCAAAGAAAUGGAAUGCGUAAGCAACGCACCAGCAUCUGCACUUGACAAUGGCAAGAAAAUAAUCUUAGUUGUAUGAACUUGUUUGUAUAAGUGUAAAUCGAAUGAAUGAUACACUGUCUGAUUCUCAGACUAAGUAGGUACUAUUUAGUCUAAGGUAUGAUUGUGGUAUAUGAAAUCCAAAUACACAAAUGCUGGUGCGUUGGUUGAAGUGAAAACGAAAUAAAAUAAUUUUUCCGAAGAAGAUCUAAUGUGUUUUAUAUACGAUACAUUUACCUCACGCAACAGAACAUGUGUAUACCAUGCAAUACCUAUGUUUACUGGAUUUUUAAUUCGAAUAAACGAGUCAGA